Messenger RNA from Pseudophryne corroboree (corroboree frog), 2156 nucleotides. RefSeq names its product DEK proto-oncogene (gene DEK). Gene Ontology annotation, molecular function: DNA binding; histone binding. The coding region runs from base 383 to 1576 and encodes 397 amino acids. The transcript is spliced from 11 exons. NCBI's taxonomy places the organism in Eukaryota, Metazoa, Chordata, Amphibia, Anura, Myobatrachidae. The record is from RefSeq and is a predicted model, not a curated record. Gene Ontology annotation, biological process: chromatin organization; regulation of double-strand break repair. Gene Ontology annotation, cellular component: nucleus.
AGGCGACACUAGCGCCACACCUUCCUAUGUGUCAUCCCCGGGACCUCCCUCCCCGAGCCCCCGCCGGUGCCGCCAGCUCCUCCUCUCCCGCUGUGGUUGGUCGCCGCUUUCCCGCUUUGCCCUAGCACCGCCAUUUUAAACACAAAAUAAAUAAAUAAAUAAAUAUUGUACAGCAGCAGCAGCCGUCGCGCAGUUACAGUGAGGAGCCCCGUACUGUCACAUACGCACUGUGCGUCCUGAGGCAUCUCUCCGGAGACCGCAAGAGGCUCCCUGCGCCGGCUCUUACCGACUGGCUGUCGUUUCCCGCCGAGCUCCAGCACAGCUAUCCGCCAAUCCGCAUCUCCCCGUCAUCCACUAUAUACCACGCCGACCCGAGUACAGGAUGAAGAAAAAGUCUGCUGAUGACACUCUUAACAAAGAGGAGGAAUCGGAUACUGUUGAGCAGCCCACAGAAGACCAAGACAUAGAAGAAGAUGUAGAUGGAAGUGAAGGAGAAAAGAAUGAGGCAGUGGAGGAGAAUGAGGAGGAGGAGGAGGAUGAUGAUGAAGAUGAGGAUGAUGAUGAUAAAAAAGAAAAGAGCCUUAUUGUGGAGGGCAAAAGAGAGAAAAAGAAGGUUGAGAGACUGACCUUGGAAAUGACCAUGGUGAAAAAAGAGCCAGUCUUAUCUGAAGGAAAGGGGCAAAAGCUAUGCGAUAUUGAACGAAUUCAGUAUUUCUUGAAGAAGAAGAAAUGUGAAGAGCUGCGGCUAUUACAUCGUCUGCUUUUUAAUCGACUGGGCACAGUCAACCUAUUAAAAAAGACCAUUGGCCAGUUCAAUGGAUUUGCCUUUGAGAAGGGAAGUGAUCAAUAUAAAAAGAAGGAAGAGCUGCUUAAAAAGGCAAGGAAGGAUGAUUUAAAAAAGAUCUGUGCUGUUCUUGAUUUGGAAAAAUGUGGUACAAACAUCGAAUUGAUUUCCAAAAUUUUGACUUUCCUCAUGGAGCCAAAGUCCACAGGAAAACCAUUGCCAAAAUCCAAAUCAAAGUCUCCAAAAGGGGGUAAGAAGGAACGUAGCAGCUCUGGAUCCGCACGCAAAUCCAAAACUGUUAAAUCCAAUGUUAUUUUGCCUGAUGAAUCUAGUAGUGAAGAUGAAAUAAAGGAUAAAGAGUCUUCAGAUGGUGAAAAAGAGAGUGAGGAGGAGAAAGAAGAGAAGCCGCCAAAGAAAACUCCCAAAAAAGAGAGAGCCAAACCAAAAGUAACACCGAAGAGUAAAAAAGCUACAAAAUCUGCAAACGUAAAGAAAGCAGACAGCAGUACUACAAAUACAAAGACUGCAAGCAAUUCCAAGAAAGAGAAACCUGCUCAAUCAGAAAGUGAGUCUGAUGACAGCUCAGAUGACGAACCAUUGAUCAAAAAGGUGCAUAAGCCACCUACUGAUGAUGAGCUCCGAGAAACUGUGAAAAAGCUUUUGACUGACGCAAAUCUUGAAGAAGUCACAAUGAAAGAAAUCUGCAGGAAGGUGAAUGAGCACUAUCCCAGUUAUGACUUGGUCUCAAGAAAAAAGUUCAUCAAAGCAACCGUUAAAGAGCUUAUCUCUUGAAUCGUCUACAAAUUAUUUUAUUCAUCAUCAUAGAACAUACAUGGACUGAUUUGUGUUGUGCUACUCUGGAACACAAGUUCUGAUGCUCUGCUGACACCAGCAAAAAUGUCUUUGUUUUUACCACUUUGGGUACAAUGUAUUUUUAAGCAGGUUUUACUUCUUUAAGUUCAAAUUUCUAUGUAAAUUGCAAAAUAUAAAGUGUUGGGUUGUUUGUUGUUUUUUGUUUUUUUGUUACUGGUAUUUUUAGCAACCUUAAAUCUCAUUUUCAUUUUAGACCAUUCUGUGCUGGAGUGGCAGAUGGCAUUUCAGUUAAGAUUUUAUUUGAAAAUAAAGUACAUUUAUUGCAAUAUAAAAGAACAUUAAAAAAUUAAUUUUUCCCUAAACACAGUUAUGUGGUUUGCAAAAUGAUGUUCGCAUUACUGCAGUCACCGGUUAUACAGUACUCUCCAGCACUAGAAAAGUACUAAUGACAUCUUGAUUUAACUUUUUUUUUGCUUCCUUUUUAUUUAUUGUCAAAUGAUCAUUUGCAGUGCAUCCAAUGACAAAGCAGAUGCUAUUAAAGUUUUUGUUUUGUACUUUA